GUCGGCAGCAUCCCCUGCGUGCGUCGGCGCGGCCGUUGGCGGCCCGGGCGGUUUGAAKCCGUGCAGGCGGAAUGGCGGAGCCACGGCCGCCGGGACCGGGGGGGGAUGGCCGCGACUCGCCGGUCGCUGGUGCUGCCGCAGCCGCCGGCCCCCGGGACCCCGCCGAGCAGGCCGAGAGAGAYCUGCACCGGGAAGAUGCCGAAAGUGAUUGGAGUGGUGACUCCUUGAGUGACUAUGGCAGUCGUGACAAACCAGGGAGUACUUUGAGUAGGACUGUGCCAGAUGGGAACGUGCUUUUCCCGGAUAUUUUUCACACUGAUCAUCUUUUGUUCUACGAGCGAUUCAGGGCAUACCAGGAUUACAUCUUGGCUGAUUGCAAAGCUUCUGAGGCGAAGCAGUUCAUAGCUGAGUACCUGGAGAAGGUCCUUGAGCCCUCUGGCUGGCAGGCGAUCUGGCGCACUGAUGUGUUUGAGGUCCUUGUUGCGGUGGUCGGUGUGAAUUGCUCGGCUCUGAAGGCAGUUGUGCAGCUCACUGAGCCAUUCCUGUGCGAGUCCCAGGACAGCAGCUUUACCCUGGAGUGCAUGCAGGAGCUCCUGGAGCUGAAGGAACAUCAGAUCCUGCUGCAGGAGCUAUGGGUUGUAUAUGAUGAGUCAGGAGAAUUUGACCAGACAGCACUAGCUAUAGAGCACGUCAGGUUCUUCUACCGGUGCAUCUGGAGGACCUGGGACGAGGAGGAGGAGGAUGAGCUUGAUUACUUUGUUCGAUGUGUUGAGCCUCGGCUGAGAUUGCACUAUGAUAUUCUGGAACAYCGUGUACCUUCUGGGCUGGUACUUGAUUACCAGAACUUGCUGUCUCGAUGUGAAGAGCUUUAUGAGAAGUUUCUAAAUGUGAGGAACAGCAUAUCAAGCAACGAUUCAGACUCAGAAACAGAAAACRUUUCCAUGGUGGAAGGACUAAAAUUGUAUGACAAAGUAGAGCACUUAAAACAAAAGCUAAAACUAAUUGAGAAUCCUCUGCUGAGGUACGUGUUUGGUCACCAGAACUACAGCAGCCUCCAGGCUAAAGGACUGAGACCAAGUGGGACCAAGGUCACUCAUGUUGUGCCCUGGACCAUGACAGCAAGUCUGCUCCAGCUGUUGACAAGGGACAAACUUUCCCCAGAAUGUUGUGAAGGCCUAGAAAUACAGUUUCACCGUGAUCCRCUGGCAGCUGUAAGUGCCUGUUAUGAAGGAGAGAGAGUCAUCAUCUGUCCUGGCCAUUAUGUUGUUGAUGGCGUGUUCUGCAUUGCUGAUUCAAUUGAACUUGAAGGCUAUGGCCUGCCAGAUGAUGUCGUGAUAGAAAAGCGAGGGACAAGAGACAACUUCUUUGACUGUACAGGAGCCAAUAUAAAAAUCUCCUGUUUGAAGUUAGUGCAACAUGAUGCUGUGGAGGGGAUUUUAAAUGUCCAUCAUGGGAAAACGACGCUGGAAAAUUGUGUGUUGCAGUGUGAAACCACGGGAGUAACAGUGAGGACAUCAGCUGAGCUACUGAUGAAAAACUCUGAUCUUUAUGGGGCCAAGGGUGCUGGUGUGGAAAUCUACCCGGGAAGUACGUGCACCCUGCUGCACAACGGGAUACACCACUGCAAGGAGGGAAUACUGGUCAAGAACUUCUUAGAUGAGGAUUAUGAAGCUCCCAAGAUAACCAUGGUUAAUAAUAUGAUCCAUAAUAAUGAAGGAUACGGUGUGGUCCUGGUUAGACCAGCAAUGCCCUCUGAGGUGAAGGAUGCUCCGGCACAGAGAGCAAAAGGGAAAACACAAUCUGUCCAGACAGGUGAUGAGACAGCCUGUGCAGAGGGUUCCAGGGAAGAACAACCCGGGUGUGUGACUGAUGAGUUGGAGCUUUGUAAGAGAGCUGAGACUUCUGAGCCAAGUGAACGCAACGAUGAAAUUGCGAAUGUACUCGGGGCUGCUUCUGCAAAGAAGAGCCAGACACACAAGAAAAGACUGAGUGAACUGGGGUUUACAGAGGCUGAUGACAACUUAAUGUCACAGGAAAUGUUUAUCUCUGUUGAGGGCAAUCAGUUCAAAUGGAAUGGGAAAGGGAGUUUUGGUAUCUUUCUUUUCUGACCGUCCUGGCAUUGCGGUAGGAUUUGUACAAUUAUUGGUAAGAUCACAUGCCAGGAGUUGUGCUAUGGUGUUAUGCUUUUAUAUCCCAAGUGUAAUCCUUAUUAAAGGACUGGGGCUAAAAACUCAGUUGGUUCUUUUGGCUCAUCUUUCCCAAACCUUAUAUAUCCCGAGUGAUCUGCCUUUGUGAUGCACACAUAACACUUCUUUUUUCCUUGCACUUCCUUGUCAGCCUGGCUUUUCUCUCGACAAUCUUAUCUCUGUUUCUAAAACGAUGUUUCUAAAGCGAUUUAUUUAUUACCAAAUGGUGGAAUGGGUCAGCUUGGAAGGGUCCASAGUGGGUCAUCUGGUCCCACCUCCCUGCUCAAGCAGGCCUGUCCCAGAGCACACAGCACAGGAUUGUAUCCAGUGGUUCUGGAAUAUCCSCAGUGAGGGAGACUCCACACCCUCCCUGGGCAGCCUGUUCAGUGCUCAGUCACUGCACAGUGAGGAAAUUCGCCUUCAUUAACAUUAACAAACUAAUUUCAACUGCUUGAUUGUUCCUGUUUCUAGUUGGUCGUGGCUGACUGCUGUGGUUGGGUCCUGCUCUGUGCAGGUCCACUGGUGUGUUUUGUGCUCUGCAGAUUGCACUUGAGUCACUCCCUCAGUAGGGUGCACUUGUGUAAUUGUUGAUAAAUCACUGGGUGGUCUUAACCCUCUCCAAGAAGACCUUAAUCUCUCACCAGAAAAUUAAAACCUGGAAGCAGCAGUAUGACCAAGUACCACUUGAGAGUCCUCAAASAGUCUUUCUUCAAAGGCUUGUUUGAAAAUGUGCCCUUUUGUUCAAAUGCUCUUCUCUAGUUUUGGUGUGCUUGUUUUAAUAGUGCGAAUGUUUAAAAGGGUGAAGCAUGUUUGUCACAGGUAUUUUUCACAUUAGCACAUUCUUGGUSUUCACAAAGUCACCUGUGCAGCAAUUUAUAGGAAGUGCUAUUCAUUGAUGUGUUGCUGCAGUUUGGGAGAGAAAUACGUGGAUUAAAGCUGGUGUUUGGCUGGCAGAGCACCUCUGAAAUGGCUCAUGCUCAGUGCCUCCAAGGCUUUCCAACUGCUUUUUUAUUGUUCUGAAACUGAAAUGAGGUCACAAAUGGAAUAUUAGUUCCAUAAUGAUAUUUAAACUAUCCAUGGUSUUUCAUGACUUGAGGAAAGAAUUUCCAGCACCUGACUCUAUUCAGCUCCUAUCCACACCUGUAGAUUUAUGCAUAACUGUCAAGCUGUCUGUUGUCUUAACACACKCUUUGCAGCCUGCAAAUACUUUUCCUUUUUAUGAUGCCACACCACAUUGGCGUGUUGUUGCCUUGUUCACCUGUUCAAAGGGGUCUUUCAGUUUGUCCUAUUUUCUAUACUUUAUCAUAGUAGCAGACAAUAAUUCUUAAUUAGGGCCUUGGAUUACAUAAAAGGAGAAGUCAGUGUUUGAAAGCGCAAUGCACUCASAUGAAAAAGAUGCUUGACCCACCUUUUUUAUUUCCCCCUGUGUGGRGUGCAAGGUGUUGCAGCAUCUCCACUUUUCCUGUAGUUAACUUCCUCCUAUGUAAAAGCUUUUCAGACUUUGUUAGUUUGAGACAAUUCCUUCUAGAGACACUUUGUAAAAUGAGGUUUGGGUUCUGUUUUCUCUUCAGGAAGUCUCAAAUGCAUUCUUUAAAUCUGAGCCCAACUGCAGUUGGUGUUUGCACCUGGUGAAUAUUCUGUGUGGGGAAAAAAAGGCAUCUUGCUUCAUUGAAAUUUGUCUGUAGAGAGAGGAGAUGUGGGUGAUUUACUUAAAGGUAUGAAGGUGAUAYAUGAUUUGCUUCUUAAGCUGUCUGAGCUACCAGUGCUUUUAAUGCUGUUCACAGGUCCUGGUGCUUGUUUGCAAACUCGUGUUCAUGCAUUGCUGGGGUUCCUGACCACCCCACAUSUACAGCUUUUGUACUGUGCUAUUCUUUUCUUCUUUUGAGUUCCAAAAGUCUGUCUUAUGCUAAUGAUGACACAGAAGGCGAGAUAUGACAUGGAGAGAAGGAAUAAGGUUUUGCAAGAUUGGGUCUUGAAUUACAAAGCAGCCUGGGAGAGCGUGCCAUCCUUUCCCUGCUGCUGGGUGUUGGUGUUUUGGGGGCAGACAGAGCUCCUGAUUACUUUUGUGUUUUUAAGACAGGARAAUCUCUUCCUUUUUAGACUUAUUUCAAAUAUAGGGAGAAACAGCAAAAACCUUUUGGCCUUGAAAUGGGAUGACAGGAAGURUAAAAGCCUUUGUCUUGUUAGCAUCUCACCACUUUUCUGGUCUUUGAAGUCAAUCCUUUCUGCUCCCUGAUUCAGUAAAAGCACAGUAAACCMCAGCUGCCUCAAGUAUUCACUGUUCAGCUAUGUUUGUCUUAUGUUCCAUUUCCAUUCUCGGGGGAGAUUUCAUAGAUUAUAAUAUUUUUCUUUUUGCCAUUGUAUCCUGCAGGAAUAGAUUGCUUUUCAGUUGUGAGGCUUUGCAUUUUCUUUUGGACAUGAAAAUGCAAGCCUGUAAUUGUUUCAUGGUAGCUAGAUGCUUGAUGAUUUUAAUUAGAAUAAUUAAAUUCAGAGAGAGCAGUUGGAUUAGCCAAAUUUAAAUUGUUAUUUCAGUGYAUCCAUUUAUGCAUGGACAUUUAAUUACGGUAAGUUUUAUUUUGCCUUUUUGGCCAUGUGUACCAGGCUUACUCUUGCUGUUUGCUGAAUAGUAAAGUGAUACAAUAAAUUAAUCUCUUGGACUUCUAAAAUUGCAAUUUCUUUCAAAUCAAUAAAGAAAUUGCCAAAACCCCCACACAGAUGAACAUUGAUUUUGUUUUUUCCAUUAGGUAUAUGAGAUUUGUAUUUUUACUCCUAAUGAAAAAUCAAUUUCAUCAUUUCAAUGUAAGGUAACUUUGAUCAUUUCUACUGUUUGAGGAUGUUACUCUGCAGUUUUCAAUUUAAACAUCAUCUGUGUUUAUGUUCUUUCCYUGACUGAGAGUAAUUUCAACAAGCCAAUAAUUAUUCUGUUAGUGCUGUUUUAGAAUUUUCUUUGACUCUAUUGCUAUAUUAGUGGGAAAUUUGUCUGAGACUUCUCUAAUGUUAUGGGGAAAUUAUAGUAAAGUCACAGGAAAUUUUCACAAUACUAAGUAUUGUAGUACUUAAACUGUGAUAGGAACCUU
Malurus melanocephalus (red-backed fairy wren) is the source of this 5263-nucleotide messenger RNA. RefSeq names its product SHC binding and spindle associated 1 (gene SHCBP1). Lineage: Eukaryota; Metazoa; Chordata; Aves; Passeriformes; Maluridae. Gene Ontology annotation, biological process: fibroblast growth factor receptor signaling pathway. The transcript has 13 exons. The coding region runs from base 72 to 2108 and encodes 678 amino acids. The record is from RefSeq and is a predicted model, not a curated record.